Messenger RNA from Clarias gariepinus (North African catfish), 6196 nucleotides. RefSeq names its product uridine-cytidine kinase 1 (gene uck1). The record is from RefSeq and is a predicted model, not a curated record. Gene Ontology annotation, molecular function: kinase activity; ATP binding. Gene Ontology annotation, cellular component: cytosol; cytoplasm. Bases 324 to 1151 code for a protein of 275 amino acids. Lineage: Eukaryota; Metazoa; Chordata; Actinopteri; Siluriformes; Clariidae. The transcript has 7 exons.
AAAUUUUGGGAAAUUCUGUACAGCUCAAAUAUUUGUGCGCGGUUUCUGUCAAAUUUCUAGCCUUUUGCAGAGGACAUGUCCCAAUCCACAGUGUCUGCACUGAUAAUGUCGCCUGCGUAAAGCGCUUACGAGUAAAGAGGCGUUCACGCGUGGGAAGUGCACUAGAGAGUGGAUUCGGACAGACCCAGGGCCCAGACCCGUCCUGGCGGUUUGCGACAGGCCCGGUGCAGACUGGGUAACGAGUUAGGGCUCUUCUCUCGAAACCAAGCGCUUUAGCGAAGUGCUGUAUUUUGUUGUUUAGCACGAGGACACGCGGCAGCGCCAUGGAGGUGUGCGAGCCUCUGAGUGACGCCGAGCGGCACCGGCCUUUCCUUAUCGGGGUCAGCGGGGGAACCGCCAGCGGGAAGUCCACAGUGUGCGCUAAGAUCAUGGAGUUGCUGGGCCAGAACAAGGUGGACCAUCACCAGAGGAAAGUGACCAUCGUAAGCCAGGACAGUUUCUACCGAGUGCUCACUCCAGAACAGAAGGCGAAAGCGCUCAAAGGCCAAUACAACUUCGACCAUCCAGAUGCGUUCGAUACAGAGUUGAUGUGCCAGACGCUGAAGGACAUUGUUGAAGGAAAGGUUGUGGAAAUUCCAACAUAUGACUUUAUCACACAUUCCAGGUUAGAGGAGAAGAUCUGUGUGUAUCCAGCCGAUGUCGUUCUGUUCGAGGGAAUUCUGGUGUUUUACACACAGGAAGUCAGAGACAUGUUCCACAUGAAACUGUUUGUGGAUACAGACUCAGAUGUACGCCUGUCACGCAGAGUUCUUAGAGACAUGAGGAGAGGUCGUGACUUGGAACAGAUCCUUUCACAAUAUACCACUUUCGUUAAACCAGCCUUUGAGGAGUUCUGUUUACCAACAAAGAAAUACGCAGAUGUGAUAAUACCUCGUGGAGUAGACAACAUGGUGGCAAUUAAUUUGAUCGUGCAGCACAUUCAAGACAUCCUAAAUGGUGAUAUCUGCAAGUGGCAGAGAGGAACUGCUAACGGACACCCUCUCGAGCGGACCUUAAAGAGGGGCAUGGACGAGGCGAGGGAGAACAUGGACGGAGGGGGAUCCAACAUUGCAAAACGCCCCCUGCUGGAACCCAGCACACGGCCACAUUAACACCGAAACAGGCACGUGUGAAAAUGUUUAAAACUUGAAAGGUGGUGCAUGCUUCCUAUCACAUGUAAUAACACACAAACACACACACACACACACACAAACACUUUAGCGAGUGUUAGUGUUAGGAGUUAGUAACUGAAGUAAGCAACUUCAUUAGGAUGUGAGGUUUUUUUUUUUUAAUGCUGCUCAAAAAUGUUGGUUCUGUGAAAAACUGUAUUCAUAUCAGUAUUCAUACUGAUCAAAUAUCAACAGUUCCCAAACUGUAGGCUCAUGCUACAGAAAAUAUUAGUCAUUAUAAUUUUUUUUUUUAUAUUGUUACAAAUGGGUUAAUAGGCCAAGCAGCUAAAUCCCACCCCACCCCCUGUAAUUUGCACCCAGUACAGCGGUGCCCUUAAGUUUUGAGAAUGACACAAAUAUUAAUUUUCACAAGGUCUGCAGCUUCAGUGAUUUUAGAUCUUUUUGUCAGAUGUUACUAUGGUAUACUAAAGUAUAAUUACAAGUAUUUCAUAAGUGUCAAAGGAUUUUAUUAACAAUUAAAUUAAGUUUAUGCAAAGAGUUAAUAAUAAUAAGUUAAUAUUUGCAGUGUUCAACCUUCCUUUUUAAGACCAUUUUAAUCAGCUUGGCAUCCUGUCAAUCAACUUCUGGGCCACAUCCUGUAUGAUAGCAGCCCAUUCUUGUGUAAUCAAUGCUUGGAGUUUUUCAGAAUUUGUGGGUUUGUCCAUCUGCCUCUUGAGACAAGAGAACAACAAGUUCUCAAUGAGAUGAAGGUCUGGGGAGUUCCCUGGCCCUGGACCCAAAAUUUUGAUGAUUUGUACCCCGAGCCACUUAAUUAUCACUUUUGCCUUUUAUGGCCAAAGCUAUUCUUGGAUGGUUGGGAGAAGUUGCUCUCCGAGGUUAUUUUUGUACCAUUGUUUAUUCAUGGCUGUGUUCUUAGGCAAAAUUGUCAGUGAGCGCACUCUGUUUGAUGAGAAGCAGCCCCACGCAUGAAUGGUCUCAGGAUGCUUUACUGUUGACUUGACACAGGACUGAUGGUUUUGCUCACCUUAAAUCAUUUCAACAAGGGAAGACAAGGAUUUCUCCAGUAAAAAAAAAAAAACCCAUUAGGGAGCGAAUGGUAUUCUGCAACAGGUACAGGGAUUGGACUGCUGAGGACUGGGGUUAAUUAAUUUUUCCUGACAAGUCACCUUUUUGGUGAUUUUUGGGGCAUCUGGAAAAAUGCUUGCCUGGAGAACAAAAAGUGAGCGCUACCAUCAGUCUUGUGUCAUGCCAACAGUGAAGCAUCCUGACACCAUUCAAUUGUGGGGUUGCUGUGAAAAUAAAUAUUUGUGUCAUUUUCGAGUUUUCAGUUUUGGUCACGGCUGUAUGUGUAUAUACAUGUUUACAGUUCUAAUUCAAAAUUAGUGUGAUUAUAUAUAUAUUUUCCCCUUUCUUUUUUACAUUAUUACAGCAUAUACAAGCUGUAAUUUCAAAUAUAUACAUGGUAGAAAGUAUUUGGCCCACAUUAUCGGAAACAGGAGAGAGCCCACCAAAGCACAUCUAAUCUUAAUGACAAGAAUUUAAAACUACUUUCAUCCCUGGAUAUACUGUAUAUUGAAUCAAUUUCCGGAUACUGUGGGAUGAGAUGAAUGGGAAUAGAAAAUGUUGGGUAGAAAACUUUCAAAACAGGGGUGUCCAACAUUUUUUCAGAGAGGGCCAAAUUAGACCUCAUGACAAUUCCCCAGGGUCAGUUUUAUACACUUCCAGUUCAAAAAAUAGGUUAAAAAUUCAACUAUGCACAUAAUUAAGAAAUUUAACUUCUCUGGAUUGGAACUAAACAGCUGAGUAGUCUUAAGAAAACCACUUAUCAGGGGAGGCGAAUUAGGGGGGAAAAGGCUUCAGUUUGCUGGGAGCAUAAAUAAUGGACUGUGGAGCAGUGGAAUCAGAUUUACCCUGUUCCAGAGUGAUGGCACAUCAGGGUUUUUUCCAUCAGUGAAUUUUUUUCUUCCCUGAUUGCACGGAAAUAUUCCAAGAAAAUGAUGCCAGGCUUCUUUAGGCAUAAAUUGUAAAUGAGUUCAGACCUUAACCCCAUUGAGAAUCUUUGGGGAGUGGGGAAGUCUUUACACAGUGGUCUGAAUCUCCCAUCAUCAAUACAAAAUCUUGGAGAGAAAUAAAUGUGACACUGGACUAAAAUGAAUGUUGAGACAUUGCAUGAUCAAAAUUGUGCCACAGGUGUAAUCAAAGCAAAAGGUGUUUCAAUUAAAUAUUAGCAUGUGCACCUUUUGUAAUGGUAUGACGGUGGCAGUGUAUGUACACUCAACUAAAGGAUUAUUAGGAACACCAUACUAAUACGGUGUUUGACCCCCUUUCGCCUUCAGAACUGCCUUAAUUCUAUGUAGCAUUGAUUCAACAAGGUGCUGGUAUCAUUCUUUAGAAAUGUUGGCCCAUAUUAAUAGGAUAGCAUCUUGCAGUUAAUGGAGAUUUGUGGGAUGCACAUCCAGGGCAUAAAGCUCCCGUUCCACCACAUCCCAAAGAUGAUCUAUUGGGUUGAGAUCUGGUGACUGUGGGGGCCAUUUUAGUACAGUGAACUCAUUGUCAUGUUCAAGAAACCAAUUUAAAAUAAUUCGAGCUUUGUGACAUGGUGCAUUAUCCUGCUAGAAGUAGCCAUCAGAGGAUGGGUACAUGGUGGUCAUAAAGGGAUGGACAUGGUUAGAAACAAUGCUUAGGUAGCCCAUGGCAUUUAAACGAUGCCCAAUUGGCACUAAGGGGCCUAAAGUGUGCCAAGAAAACAUCCCCCACACCAUUACACCACCACCACCAGCCUGCACAAUGGUAACAAGGCAUGAUGGAUCCAUGCUCUCAUUCUGUUUAAGUCAAAUUCUGACUCUACCAUAUGAAUGUCUCAACAGAAAUCGAGACUCAUCAGACCAGGCAACAUUUUCCAGUCUUCAACUGUCCAAUUUUGGUGAGCUCGUGCAAAUUGUAGCCUCUUUUUCCUAUUUGUAGUGGAGACAUGUGGUACCCGGUGGGGUCUUCUGCUGUUGUAGCCCAUCCGCCUCAAGGUUGUGCGUUUUGUGGCUUCACAAAUGCUUUGCUGCAUACCUCGGUUGUAACGAGUGGUUAUUUCAGUUGUUCUUCUAUCAGCUUGAAUCAGUCGGCCCAUUCUCCUUUGACCUCUAGCAUCAACAAGGCAUUUUCGCCCACAGGACUGCCGCAUACUGGACGUUUUUACCUUUUCACACCAUUCUUUGUAAACCCUAGAAAUGUUUGUGCGUGAAAAUCCCAGUAACUGAGCAGAUUGUGAAAUACUCAGACCGGCACAGUCAGGCACCAACAACCAUGCUACGCUCAAAAUGGUUUAAAUCACCUUUCUUUUCCAUUCUGACAUUCAGUUUGGAGUUCAGGAGAUUGUCUUGACCAGGACCACACCUUUAAAUGCAUUGAAGCAACCGUCAUCUGAUUGGUUGAUUAAAUAAUUGCAUUAAUGAAAAAUUGAACAGGUGUUCCUAAUAAUCCUUUAGGUGAGUGUACAUUUUGUACAUACUUUUGGGAUGCGGUGGUGCGAAAGUGAUCUUUUGAUCUUUUCUCUGGUUAGUAAUACGCGAUAUAGGACUCUCUUAAGAUGCUGGGUGGCAUCAGCAAAUCACAGCUGUUAUACAGUUAUGAGAUCACGUGGUAAACAACCGAUAAUCUUGUGUACUUUGUUGCCAUUGUUUUCCUCCAAAGAGGCCACUGCCAUUAGGGAAUAACCUUGCCAUUAGGAGGGCGUAUAAUCGAACUGCUUAUUAUACACAGCAAACUGCGAUGCACUGUAUUCUGACACCAUUCUGUCAGAGUGAGCAUUUACUUUUUAUGAAUUUGUGCUACAGUGGCUCUCCUGUGGAUGUGGAAUCAGACUGUUUGAGCUAGUAGUCACUGCCCACAGGCAUCAACAAGUCUUGGGUGCCCAUAAACCAUGUCACCUGUGCACUCAUUGUUUCUCAUUGAAAGGACCGAGGAACACUUUUGAUAGUGUGUACUAAAUAUUGGAUUUGUAGCAGUAACAUGGCAGUCUUGGAGAUGCUGUGACCCAGCUGUCUAGCCCUGACAAUCUUGCCCUUACAAGUUACUUAGAUUCUAACGUUCACCCAUUUUUCUUUCUUUCAACACAACAACUUGCCUGUUAACCAUCUGCUCAGUAUAUCGCACUUCUUGGUAGGUACUAUUGUAACAAGAUAAUCAGUGAACAUUACUUUCAAAUUUAAUUUAAGGACAUGUACAGUCAAAGCAGGCGAAAGGUGCACAGCACUUUAAAUACGUAACCCCCUCUUAUUUAGGGACCAAAAGUAAUUGGACAAACUAACAAAAUGAUUCAUUAAAUUGGUUUUUUUGGUUAGGGACUUCAAGAAAUAAAAAAAAAAAAAAUGUUUUUUUUGUCCCUAUAGCCAUGACCAAAUAUUGUUCUACCUUCUAUUUUAUUUGAUAGUUUACUCAAGAAAAGAUCUUGUAUUUUAGUUAACCGUUAUCUGCUGCUUCCACCGUCAGGUGAAAGGUGACCUGCUGUAAUUUUUCAUAUCAUGCAUCCUGAUUCUCACACCCCUGAUUUAAAAGAAUCUUCUGCCUACAGUUUUGUCUGAGAGAGAUUGCAUCAGUGUGUAUUUAUCAGUUUAAUUGACCUCUUGUGCACUUUUAGAGUAUGAAAAAAAUGUUAUUUAGUAAAAUAUGUACAGCAAUAGUUUAUCUGACUGAAGCACCUGAAAGUCAUCAGCGUGAUCAUCGCAGGGUGACUGACUAGAUUUAGGAAAAUGUUUGUUAAUGUUACACUGGUUUUAAUGGUUUUUAGCCGUCUUUACACGAACUAUUACAAUAUACAGAAUUGAACUGUGUAAUUGUACUUCAUUUUAUUUUCUAUUAAUCAUAAUGUAGCAGGAAAUGUAAUGUGUGUAUUGUGCGCACUUGCAUUGUUUCUGUAAUGCAAGUGUAUAUAAAUGAAGACUUCGACAACAAAUGACAUUUUGAUUACAGUAAAUAGAGCUUUUGUUUUAAGAAAAUGUGAAUGCUUUAAAAAAAUAAAAUCAUAAUUUCUUUCA